This is a messenger RNA of Spinacia oleracea (spinach), 1982 nucleotides long. Its product is annotated as polyol transporter 5-like. NCBI's taxonomy places the organism in Eukaryota, Viridiplantae, Streptophyta, Magnoliopsida, Caryophyllales, Amaranthaceae. The transcript is spliced from 3 exons. Gene Ontology annotation, molecular function: carbohydrate:proton symporter activity. Gene Ontology annotation, biological process: transmembrane transport. Gene Ontology annotation, cellular component: membrane. Bases 136 to 1782 code for a protein of 548 amino acids. The record is from RefSeq and is a predicted model, not a curated record.
CUUCUAUUUAAGUGUUAGUUUCCUUGCACUUUCCUUGUAAAAUCUCAAUCCAAAUAAUACAACUCUUUCUCUCUCCUCAUUUUUUUUCUCUCUCUCUCCUCUUUGAGUUUCUCUCCAAUUAUAUUGGUGAGAAAAAUGGAAGAGAAUUCAAAGUCAGACAUAAUGACAGAAGAAAGAAGCAAAGUAAUAGCAGAGUUUGAUCCUAUGAAGAAGCCUGCUAAGAGAAACAAGUUUGCCUUUGCUUGCGCUACUUUGGCUUCUAUGACUUCUGUUUUACUUGGAUAUGACAUUGGAGUAAUGAGUGGAGCAGCACUCUACAUCCAAAAAGACUGGAAACUCUCCGACAUACAAAUCGGAAUCUUAAUCGGAAGCUUAAACAUCUACUGCCUAUUCGGCUCCUUUGCAGCAGGUAGAACAUCAGAUUGGAUUGGCCGACGAUACACAAUCGUAUUCGCCGGAACAAUAUUCUUCGCCGGAGCAAUACUAAUGGGGUUCGCCACCAACUACGCCUUCCUAAUGGUUGGCCGUUUCGUGGCGGGCAUUGGUGUUGGCUAUGCUCUUAUGAUUGCACCUGUUUACACUGCUGAGGUUUCCCCUGCUUCUUGUAGAGGAUUCCUUACUUCAUUUCCUGAGGUAUUUAUUAAUGGCGGAAUUCUUCUUGGAUAUGUAUCGAAUCUUGCGUUUGCGAAUCUUCCGACUCAUUUGAGUUGGAGGUUUAUGCUUGGGAUCGGGGCUGUUCCGAGUGUGUUCUUGGCUGUUGGAGUACUUGCUAUGCCUGAGUCGCCGAGGUGGCUUGUUAUGCAAGGAAGGCUUAAAGAGGCUAAGAAGGUGCUUGAUCGGACCUCCGACUCGCCUGAGGAGGCUCAACUUAGACUCAGUGAAAUUAAAGAGGCAGCAGGGAUCCCAGCUGAGUGCAACGAAGACAUUGUUACAAUAGACAAAUCAUCAAAGAAUAAUAAAUCUGGUAAAGGAGUUUGGAAGGAGCUAUUUAUCCACGCCACACCGGCAGUAAGGCGCGUGGUAAUCGCCGGUAUCGGAAUCCAUUUCUUCCAACAAGCAUCAGGCAUAGACGCCGUCGUUUUAUACAGUCCAAGAAUCUUCGAGAAGGCUGGAAUUUCAAGGGAUAUUGACAAGUUACGUUGCACCGUUGCAGUUGGAGUUGUUAAAACGUUAUUCAUAUUGGUCGCUACAUUUAUGUUAGACAAAUAUGGACGAAGACCCUUAUUACUAACUAGUGUUGGGGGUAUGGUCAUAGCCCUAGUAACCUUAGCUGCAUCAUUAACCGUUAUUGACCGGUCCCACGAAAAGGUUACGUGGGCUAUAGCGUUGUGUAUAACCAUGGUUUGCGCCUUUGUUGCGUCCUUUUCAAUUGGGUUAGGCCCGAUUACAUGGGUUUAUAGUUCGGAGAUUUUCCCGUUGAGGUUACGGGCUCAAGGUACGAGCAUUGGUGUGGCGGUUAAUAGGGUUGUGAGUGGUGUGAUUUCAACGUUUUUCUUGUCCCUAAGUAAGGGUAUUACUAUUGGUGGCGCGUUCUUUCUAUUCGCAGGGAUGGCUACUAUUGCUUGGAUAUUCUUCUUCACGUUUCUUCCUGAGACUCAAGGGCGUACAUUGGAGGAUAUGCAUGUUUUGUUUGAGGAUUUUAGGUGGAGAGAUUCAUUACAUGGUAAUAAGAAGUCAAGUGAUGAAGUUACUACAAAAGAGGAGGUAAAAGAUGUCAAUGACAAGAACCAAAUACAAAUGGGGGCGACUACUACUACUACUAACACUGCUAACGAUCAAUAAAAAUAGGUUAUAGUUUUGAGAGAAAGUGUAUGUAUAAGUAUAAUUGAAGAAAAAAUCAUGUUGUGUAACAACCUUUUCGGCUUAUUGGGUAAUUAAUCUUAGUUUUCAUACAACUCCUUAUACUCUUAAUGGUUGAAGAAAACCGUACUAUGUAAAAACCAUGCUAUGAAACAACCUUUUUGGCUUUAUUGGGCCGUACA